Messenger RNA from Glycine soja, 1153 nucleotides. RefSeq lists its product as uncharacterized. The record is from RefSeq and is a predicted model, not a curated record. The transcript has 7 exons. NCBI's taxonomy places the organism in Eukaryota, Viridiplantae, Streptophyta, Magnoliopsida, Fabales, Fabaceae. Bases 131 to 820 code for a protein of 229 amino acids.
GAUGGCGCCAUUCACCACCGUCACACCGCACGCCGCCACCACCUUCCUCCUCCUACAUGAUGUCUUUCACUCAGCUCUCGCUCUCUAAUUCGUUCUCAUUCCUCCCAUUUCCAUCUAUUCUGCAACAAAAAUGAGAAAAUGCACUGUGCAGGCAUUGGGACUCGCCAUUGCUUUCUUCCUUUUACUCAUCCUCUUAACCCCGUCCAUUCCUCAGCCUCAGAGAUACCAUGAUUUCGCUGAAAAGCGCGAAUUCUUUGGCCUUCCUAAUGCACCUAACGUGGUAGCAAAUUUCCCAUUCAUGGUUAUUGGUCUCAUUGGCCUUGUGCUUUGCCACCGUAGGAACUAUUUUAACAUCAGUUUGCAAGGUGAACUAUGGGGUUGGACAUGCUUCUAUGUUGCUGUGACUUCAGUUGCUUUUGGGUCUUCAUACUAUCAUCUUGGCCCAGAUGAUGCAGGCCUUGUGUGGGACAGGUUCCCGUUUGUUAUUGGAGAUGUCUGUUGCUUUCGUGUCUCUGUUGGCAAUCCUCAUCAUUGUAAGAGGUUCUUUGGUGACAUCCGUUUAUAUGUUCUGGCCCAAGGUGCAUCAUGCAUUGCCAUACCUCUCAUGGCUACUUUAUUGCCUCCUAUGUACACGCAUUCAACAUAUUGGCUCUGGACUUCAGGAUUUUAUCUUCUAGCUACGCUGCAAGAGGCUGCCGAUAGAGUGAUUUAUAUAUUGACUUUUCACAUUAUUGGCAAAGUCUGCUUAACACGUAAAGCAUUUCCCAGACACUAUGAUCAAAGAAGGCAUUUGAGUUGUGGAAUGAUCUCAGCAAUGUGAUCCUUUCUCUCCCACUGAAGAAAAAAUAGAAAGGUUAAGCUGCCAAGGGAAGUUUAGUGGUGUAUCAUGGAGCAAAAGAAAAAGAAGGUUGGUGGAUGGAGCAAAUCACACCCUAUCAAUUGUGAUACAGUAACAUUCACCUUAAUUAGCUUCUUGUUUGUACAGUCCUGUCCUGAUCUUCAAUUUAUAGCCAGUAUUAAAAUAGAAGAGUAGUCCAAGUAGAUGAAGAAUGGAAUCUUGACUCGUUCAGCACUGUUCUUUGAUUUGUAUGGAAGAACCUUUGGCACCUGCAAAAUAUUUAAGAAUACAAAUUAUAGCUUAAUUAUUUAAAAA